Symphalangus syndactylus (siamang) is the source of this 1918-nucleotide messenger RNA. It is a transcript of the gene EZHIP, whose product is annotated as EZH inhibitory protein. Lineage: Eukaryota; Metazoa; Chordata; Mammalia; Primates; Hylobatidae. The record is from RefSeq and is a predicted model, not a curated record. Gene Ontology annotation, cellular component: nucleus.
CUCCACCCACCUUCUUGCUCUACCAGUUCGCGCUCUCCUCGGGCAGAAGUAGCAGCUGCGCUCCUUGCUCUCUGAGGGAGAAGCUGGCGUUAUGGCCACUCAGUCAGACAUGGAGAAGGAGCAGAAGCACCAGCAGGACGAGGUGCAGGGAGGGCUAAACAACGAAACCGCCCUUGCCUCCGGGGAUGCCUGCGGGACCGGGAAUCAAGAUCCUGCUGCUUCCGUCACCACAGUCUCCAGCCAAGCAUCUCCCUCGGGCGGCGCAGCUCUAAGCAGCAGCACAGCCGGUUCUUCUGCUGCAGCCGCCACCUCCGCCGCCAUUUUCUUCACCGAUGAGGCCUCGGGGCUGCCAAUCAUAGCUGCUGUGCUGACGGAGAGGCAUUCUGACCUCCAGGACUGCCACAGUCCUCACGAAGUCUUUGGGUGUGUGGUGCCUGAGGGGGGCAGCCAGGCCGCUGUGGGGCCCCAGAAGGACACUGGCCACGACGACGAGCACCUGGCCCAGACCAAGAGCCCCGGGAACAGCCGUCGUAGGAAGCAGCCCUGCCGCAACCAGGCUGCCCCGGCUCAGAAGCCUCCAGGGCGGCGUCUGUUUCCUGGGCCUUUGCCGCCAUCUUCUCCAGGGUUCCGGCCCAGCAGCCAUCCCUGUUCCGGGGCUUCUACGUCGAGUCAGGCAACCCAGCCAGGCCCUGCACUCCUAAGCCACGCAUCUGAGGCAAGGCCUGCUAGCCAAAGCCGCAUCACCCUGGCAGCUUCUGCUCUCCGCAGACGUGCAUCUGCUCCAGGCCCUGUCAUCCGACGCUGCACCGCCCAGCCAGGCCCUGCUUUUCCACGCCGCGCUACUCAUCUAGACCCUGCUCGCCUAAGCCCUGAAUCUGCGCCAGGCCCUGCCCGCCGAGGCCGCGAUUCCGCGCCAGGCCCUGCCCGCCGAGGCCGCGAUUCCGCGCCAGGCCCUGCCCGCCGAGGCCGCGAUUCCGCGCCAGGCCCUGCCCGCCGAGGCCGCGAUUCCGCGCCAGGCCCUGCCCGCCGAGGCCGCGAUUCUGCGCCAGGCCCUGCCCUUCGCGGCCGCACAGCAAGGUCAGACCCCGCUCAUCGCAGCACCAGCACGACGCCAGGCGCUGGCCUCCGGAGCCGUUCCACCCAGCGAAGAUCAGCACUUCUCAGCCGACGCUCCCGGUCUGGGUCAGCUGAUGAGAAUCCUUCCUGUGGGAUUGGCUCACAAAGGCUUGCCUUUCAGAGCAGAUCAGGCUCUCCUGAUCCUGAGGUCCCAAGCCGUGCUUCCCCGCCUGUUUGGCAUGCAGUCCGUAUGCGUGCCUCCUCACCCUCACCCCCUGGGAGGUUCUUCCUUCCCAUCCCUCAGCAGUGGGAUGAGAGCUCCUCCUCCUCCUGUGCUUCCAACUCCUCCUCCCCGAGUAGGUCUCCUGGCCUAAGCCCCUCUUCCCCUUCCCCUGAGUUUUUGGGCCUGAGAUCUAUCUCCACUCCUAGCCCUGAAAGCCUUAGGAAUGCUUUGAUGCCUGAGUUUUAUGCUCCGAGCCCUGUCCCUCCAGAAGAGCAGGCAGAAAUAGAGAGCACAGCUCACCCUGCAACACCGCCUGAGCUGUGACCCUCUAUGAGCAUCCUCUAAGGCCCACAGAAGGAAUCAACAUCUACCCACUUUGUGAAUGGGCUGCCUGUCCUGUAGUUAGCUGCGAGGUCUCCCAAAGUUCCAGCCGUUAACCAACAUCCUGAGUAGUUUUGAAGCCUCUCCUCCCCAUGACUCCACCACCUAGCACUUACCUGCUGUUGGCCUUUUGAUUCUGGGCCACCUUCUUCCUCAAGAGUUUGCCUUUGCCCUUGAGCUGAGAAUUCUGUUUUCCAAGUUGCUUUUCUGUUAUGAAAUGUUUUAAUUAGUAAAAUAAAUUGUUUUGUUUAAACAAAA